Molecule: messenger RNA, 3143 nt
Organism: Platichthys flesus (European flounder)
Lineage: Eukaryota; Metazoa; Chordata; Actinopteri; Pleuronectiformes; Pleuronectidae
Product: carcinoembryonic antigen-related cell adhesion molecule 5-like
Exons: 11
Coding region: 127-2694 (855 amino acids)
Source: RefSeq, a predicted model, not a curated record
GGUGAAGAGAAAACCAGAGCGAUGCAAAGCAAAUAUUUGCGAGCAUAUAGCGACUGUGACUAAACGAUAUCACAAGAUUUGAUUUCAUCACAGACGCAGUCAAGGCCUGAAGGGAAACUGAAGAGAAUGGAGUCUUCGGUGGUGUUUCUCCUAAUCCUGGCCGUGAUAAGCUUUACAACAGAUCACGGGUCCUGCCAGACAAUAAGUGCCUCUAAGAACCCUGUAGCUGUGGGCAGCAAUGUGACACUGUACAGCCAGAGAAAUGUCACUCAAGGGGCAUGGCUGUUCCAAAACAACAUCAUUUUGAUGAUUUUUGCGGGAAACCCUUUCAUAACUGAUUCUUGGAGCAAUAGAAUCACGUAUGACUCAAACACUUCGUCGUUGGCCAUAAGGUCACUGAAGCUGGAAGACUCUGGAGUGUACGUGUUAGAGGCAUUGAAUCAGUUUCGUGCCGAGUUGGACCUGUCCGUGCGAGUGCCAAUAUCAAAUGUGACCCUGACGGCAAAAGCAACCAAUCUGGUGGCGCUCAAUGACACGGCCGUCCUCAUGUGCUCUGUGUCCAACGGCACGUCCCUGUCUUACGUUUGGCUGAUGAACAACACUGUGGUCAGUGGAGCGAAUGUACAGCUCAGUAACGGAAACGCCACCCUGACCAUAGCCCCUGUGACCCACCUUUACAACGGGGCAUUCAACUGCGAGGUUUCAAAUGGUAUCAGCAACGCAACCAGUCCCCCUUUGUUCCUGAACAUCAGCUACGGCCCAAUUAACACAACGAUGAGCAUCAUGCCCACGGAGUCGGACCGCAUUUACAGAACGGGAUCUAAUCUCACGCUGUCGUGCUCGACGUUAUCCAGUCCUGCAGCGACGACUGAGUGGAUGCUCAAUGAGAAGGCUCUGAACAAAUAUGGCCCGUGGAUUCACCUCAUCAACGCUUCAGUGAGCGACUCUGGAAAUUACAAAUGUGUACUGCACAACGCCGUCACGUCCAGGUUCAGCAGCGCGAGUACAAUGAUCCAGAUUUUGGAUCCUCUCGAGGCUGUGAAGGUGAAUCGUGUCGGCGGACCAGCGAUACUUAAUAUGCCAUUCACUCUGCAUUGUGAAGUGACUGGAACUGUUGACAGAAUCCAGUGGUGGAGGAACUGGCAGAUUAUCGUUCCUGACAACACAACGAUCAUUGAUAUGAACAACAAGACACUGACUCUAAACGCAAUCCAGCAUUCAGAUAAUGGAGAUUACAAGUGUCAGGCUUUCAACUAUGUGAGCAACAUGACCAGCAGCCCCUACGUGGUCAUGGUGAAUUAUGGGCCGGGGAUGCCAACUAUCAUGGGACCAUCCCUGGUGAAGGCAGGACUUAACAUCACACUCACCUGCAAUGCAUCAUCCUACCCUCCCGCCCAAUACAGAUGGUAUUUCAAUGGUUCUCUCAAGGCCGAGACAGCUAUGUUUGUAACACCUCGUCUAACUGAGGACAUGAGCGGGAUCUACACGUGCAUGGUCUACAACAACAUCACCGGCCAAAACAAGACUGCACAGAAGAUGCUUACUGUUGUUGACCCAAUAACAGACGUCCAAGUAGAAGCACCAAUGGAUCCUCCCAAAGAAGGUUAUCCCUACAUGCUAACAUGCAAUGUGACCGGACCUGCUGAUCAAGUCUAUUGGAUGAAAUAUGAUUCGGUUCAGCAAGUAGACAGCGUAUAUAAUUACGUCAUGAAUAACAAGACACUCGGCUUCAACCCACUAUACCGCAAUGAUACUGGAUAUUACAAAUGUAUAGCUAUGAACGCCGUUGGAAAUAUGACUAGCCCUCCUCACAAGCUCAUGGUCAACUUCGGACCAGAAACACCUGUCAUCUCUGGGCCAAGGUACGCUGAGACGGGAGAUGUCGCGGCCUUCAAUUGUUCCUCCAUGUCAGUGCCGUCCAGUCGGUUCAGCUGGUGGUUCAACGGCACCGAAGUGUCCAAUACGUCAAUGUUUAUGAGCGAGCCCUUGCUUUUAAACAUGAGCGGAGAAUACACCUGCAUGGCGUACAAUCAUGUGACGGGAAAGAACAGAAGCGUUUCCACGAUGCUCAUGGUCGUUGAGGCGAUACAUUCAGUGACGAUCACCAACCGCACCUUGCCUAUUAGCUCUGACAACUUCACUCUCACCUGUGAAGUCACUGGGCCCUACGACACCAUCUACUGGAUGAAGAACAACACAGUUCUCAGAAUGAACACCACUGACUACCACAUUGAGAACAACAUGCUGCACUUCACCCCAGUGACAACAGACCAUGACGGGACAUACCAGUGUGUCGCUACCAAUAUGGUUGUUCAAUUCAAAAGCCCCAAAUACACACUACUGGUGAAUUAUGGUCCUCUGAGUAUGGACAUCAGUGGUCCAGUUGUGGGACUGGAUCUCAUUGUUGUACUGACGUGCUCUGCUGAUUCUCGGCCGAACUGCGACUUCCUCUGGUAUCGAAACAACAACUCAUCAGCGGUGCUAAAGACUGGCUCCACUAUCGCUUUCCCUGCAACUCAAGCGAAUCUUGGGAACUACAUAUGUGUGGCAAGAAAUCCAGUGACCAAGAUCAGCAUGUACAAGUCCAAAUCAAUCAAUUUGAUGGGUGGAGCCACAGCCGUCCACUUCUCAUCCGGAGGUGGUCUGAUGAUGAUGGGUCUGUUUGCUGUGUUCAUCCCUGUGCUGUUCACCUGAGCCCUCGGCACUGAGGAAUACAUAGCCAGAGUGCAAAGGCCUCUUUCUCCCUCUACAGUCUAUUUAACAAACAUACUGUAACAUAAAAGGGAACAUAUUCAAUAUUCAUCAUAUUCAAGCCAAUGUCAAAGAGGCAAAUUAUUUCAUUUUGCAAUGCUUGCUUUGCGUUUUUAUUUUUAUCUAUCUUAACUGUUAAUUAUUGAGUUAAAGUAGAAGUGGUUUAUAUUAUGGUUGUGGUGGCGGAUGUCACUUUCCUGAAGCCAGCUUCAUUAAAAUAAAUUUCUAUAGACGUACAUAGGUUAACAGAGGGGAAAAAACUGCAAGUCUCUUCCUCUGCUUUGGUUUUACUUGCAAUUCUUUUCUGUUGUGUGUGAUAAUAUUUUACAGUCAGUAAAUGUAUAUUUGAUCAUGCUUUGAUUCGCUAUACUUAUUUAUUUAUCAAUAAAAAA